UCGCAAGUUGUGCCGCGCAGAGUCUAAUGUCGUUAUAAUCUGAUAAUAGUAAUGUUGUAUGAUGUGUCUGGGAAAAAGAAGCGGGACUGCGAAAACAAAUGUAGAAAUCGAGUACAGUAAAUCAGCGGGGAAGAUCUUGUCAGGGAGAGAUCCAAGAGCCAUGUAUUUGUUAGGCUGGGGUGAAAGAGAGAGCAGGAGGAGGGAGAGAGAGUGCGAGAGAGAGCGAGAGAGAGUAGUUCGGCUAUUUGGAAGGCUGCUGCAUAGUUUGGCAUGUUUGCCAUGGACUCCCCUUGUGGAUGGUUGAUGUGGAUAUAUCAUGGCUGUUGUCAUUCUCUCGAGUUCACAAGCCGACGCCACGUGGAGCGUCGAUGUUGCCGCAAUGAUCUGGGACAAGUGCCGCACUGACGGUGGAGGUACACUUGCAAGGCUAGGCGGACAGCUCACAGACCUCAUCAUUUAUGUCUAUUACGGCGAUGAUGACGAGAAGAACGAGGGUAAUCAUGGCUAUGGAGAAAGUCUUGAGACUAACGAUGACAAAAGUGAUGGGAAGAAGGAAGACGGCGUCCGCAGCGGAAAGGGAGCAGCAGUGUUCUGCGCAUCGCACGUGUGCAAAACGAUGGAAGAGAAGAGUAAUGGCGCCGGGAGCACCAAUGUCUGCAGCAGGGGGGGGCCGUCGCCUGUGCGACCUGCUGUACCCAGUUCGCCGUUGCCGUCUGGCGCUGCUGCUGCCUCUUCGAAGCGCGCUCGGGCUUUUGUUACACGUGCGCCGGUUGUCCGAAUCCAACUGAAGAAAGAUGGUCUCCAGCAGAUCAACGGCGACAAAACAAUCGCGCCUAUCCUCGGGCAGCACAUUUCGAAGAGACGUUGCGUGCGAGCGGCAGAGGCAGCGGAUGCGGCUGCCAUUGGGAAUGGAGAAAAGGGAGGAUGGAUGGGUAGAGCAGCGGACGCCUCGAGCUUGCCGAUCGAGGGGUCAGGAAAGGAUGGAGACGAUAAUGACUGCUGUCUCAAGUUUCCCGAGCGAGGAGGAGGAGGAGGAGGAGGAGGAGGAGGAGGUGUGCAAGAAGACGUAGGCAGAGGGAAAGGGGCCACUGUGCUUUCCAGGAAACGCACUUCAACAACGUUGGAAGAAGGCGCACAUGAAUUUACUGAGCUGGAAUGUAUCGAGGGCACACUGAAGAGGCACUGCCGCGCAAUACCGGCAGAGAAGGAAAUGCCAUUGGCGGCAUCCGACGAUGGGGACGGCGACGAUGAAAGUGGGGGCGAUCGUGGACGUGGAGGCAGCGGCGAUCAGCCUCGUGGCAAUGCGGCGGCGGAGGGGGGGUAUCGCUUUCCGCAGGUGAAUGGUGGGGCCGCUGAUGUUCCGCGAUCGGCUGGAGCAAUAAAGAGACAUUUGCCGCUGCUACUGAAUGGAAGUGGACCUGUCGAGAGUGGGAGAGUUCCAGGAAGGCAAUCGGGGUUGAGUAGGGCUAUGGAGUCCCCGAAGAAGGGGAGUAAUACGAUGGGAGGGGAGGGGUUCAGUGUUGGUUACAGGAGGAUGAAGGUUGUGCGGUCGUCGCCGGAGAGCGGGGGCAUGGCAAAUGGCGGGAGUCGUGCCCUGGAGAGACGGGACCAGCCUGGCAACGGGAAUGGCGGGAAAGCAUCUGUAUCUGGUCAGCUUGGCAAUCAAGGAGGGGACAUGAUAGAGUCACUUAGGGAGGGAGGAGGAGGAGGAGCAGUAGAAGUAGUGAGAGCCGGCGAUGGCGGAGGAGAAGCCGUUGCAGCAGACGGUCAUCCCGAGGAACGAGUAGAAAAGCCCGGGGUGGCAGCGGUUGAGAGAGGAGGAGGCUCUGCUGCUGCCGCUUCCCCCCCUCCCCCUAUAGUCGCUUAUUCAUCGAGUACCUCAGAAGAGUGCCCUGGAACAAGUGGUGGUGAUGAUGAUAAUCAAGGGCCAAGGGGGGCAAUUGAAUCAAUCGAACGAGGGGGGCAGUGGGAACAGAUAGAGAAGCGGAAGUCGUCGGGGAAAGUUCGCGCGCAAUGGGCGGAGCAACGGAAGGAGAGGGAGUGCAAGAGCGGGGAUGCGCAAGCCGGGCUGCGGCCUGAUCAGCGAAAACGGGAGAACAAUGCUGGGGGGAGGGCAGCGCAGCAGUGUACGGGGGAGAAGUUUAGCAGCAAAGAAGCGAAAACUAGCGGCGGAAGUGAAAGAGGCGGGGCUCGAUUCUGUGAUGGGGGACACGGCGCUGGACGGGGAGGUGCGCAGCGGGUUGCGCGGGCGACGAUGUUUGCCAGCAAAGGAAGAGGAGAAGGAGAGAGGGUAGUAAACGAUGCUGCUGCUGCUGCUGCUGCUGCUGCUGGGGGGGGGGGGGGGGGAGCAGCGACAGAGGGAGGAGAAGGGGGGGGGACGAGACACAGAAUGCCAGGACGUGCUGCUGCUGUUCGGAUCUAUCAUGGGGUUACGGCGAGGCCGUGGGGAUUCAUGGCCGAGCUGAGAGACCCGGAUUGUCGUCAGAAGACGAUUUCGUUGGGGUGUUUCCAGUGUUCGGAGGAGGCGGCUAGAGCGUACGACAGAGCAGUGAGAAAGAGCGGAAGUAAACUUCCGCUUAACUUCCCAGACGCUCCUGCCACUCCAGCGGUCAAGAAGAAGGUGGUUUUCGUGCUUGCGGGAGAGACCGUGGCGGAAUGGAACGGCGAAAUGAAGCUCGAUGACAAUGAGAAUGAUGGGGGAUUGAGGAGAAGAAGGGAGGGGAGAGGCGUAGAGAGAGGAAAGAGGGUGGUGGGCGGGGAAGACUCGUCGGGGGGGGAAAGAGGGUCGUCGGGCGCACAAGACGAACUUGGACGACGAGCAGUUACUGUCGUAGUAGAGAGUUUAAGUGAUCCUGAGCGGCAGGAUUUGCCAGGUAGAGGCAAAGGACCUCUGCCAGCGGGCAAAUCGCCGGUCCAGGCGCGGGACAAGAGCGGGUCAACUUGCGUUGUAGUAUCCUUGGAAGGCGAACUGAACUCAGAUGAAGAAGAUGUUCCAGGGCGAGGAGGCUGUGAUCCUGGGUCCCGCGAGAGAAGGCAUGGAGAGAGGAGACAAGGAGUCUUGAGUUUCACGAAGAGGAAGGAGGGCGAAGCUCGCGCGAUAAAGGCUGCCGCUGCUGCGGCCGCCGCCGCCGCGGGAACUUGUAGAACGAACACUGCUGCUGCUGCAUCGACAUCGGCGGAGAAGGACGAUGGAGACGGUGUUGGAAACUCGGAAAACGAUAUGGUAAUGAACUGGGGAGGGCACAGGAGGAAAAGACAAGCCAGGAGCGGGAGGAGGGUAUGGAUUGCACCUGGUCUACAUCGGGACCAGAUUGAAGAGGAUGGAAUGGCGAAGAAGAAUGAUCUGGAGAUACGGCCGGGUGAUGCGGGGGGAGAGGGACAUGGCAGCGACAAGAGAACUGCGGCGGCGGCGGCGGCGGCGGCGGCGGCAAAGACACCCCCCAGGCUGGGAGAGGUGGAAAGGAGGGGGGCGGUUGGAGUAUAUUCUGCCGAGGAGGAUGCUGCUACUGACGCGAGGAGAGGGGCAGGUAGCGUCGACCGUUGCGGGGCGGACGAUAAGACUCUUUCUGCUCCUGACGGCUCGUUGUCUGCUCGCAGAUUGGAGGACAGCGGUUGUGAGGACAUCGUCGAGAAGGAGGAGAACGUGAAACAGGUCGAACGGCAAGCGAAGAGAUCUCCGCCGCCAGCUCGGCCGUCUACGAGAUCUGCUCCUGCUGCUGAUCACAAUGAAGCCGACGACCGUGAGGGAGGAAGAGACGCGAGGGGGCAUGAAGGCGAAAACAGGGAGGGUGCUGUUGUGUCCCGGAGAGUGGAGGGGGGGGUACAUGGAGCGGGCGGACAGGAGCGCAUCAGACUCGAGGAGGCGCUACAGGAGCGCAGAGUGGAGGAGGGGGUACAGCGAGCGGGCGGACAGGAGCGCAGCAGAGUGAAGGAGGGGGUACAGCAAGUGGACGGGCAGGAGCGCGGGGAGCCGUUGCCCUUGGCUUCCGCCGGUAAAGCGCAAACUGCUGGAGGCGGUGGAGAACAACCGUCAGCAGCAGAAGUAGAGGGUCCCAAGAAAGACGAAGUUGAGGUAAUCCGAGCGAGUGAACUGGACCGUAGAGAUGGAGAUGUGGGGAUGGAGGAGGGGAGUGGAAUGACAGCCCUCCCAAGCGACCGUCCUUGCUCUGCGAACGUUGUAACGAGUGGGCACAAGAAGGCAGGUGAGGUGGCGCUUGUGAAAAUGAACAGAGAGUGGCGGCCGUUGGGUAAGGAUAAGGAUGCCGGAAAAGAGAGUGAAAAGAGUGCUAUCCUGACGCCGAACCAUUGCCGUAGCAUGGGCGGUGGAGCACAAUGUGGAGUCGAACGAAGAGAGGGGUUGGUGGGGACGGAGGAGCAGCAGGCGGAUGCAAGAUCAGCCAGAAAGGUGUCAUUGUUGCCUGUUGUUGGGAGUCCCACAAGCUCAUCGGAGGCUUCUCAGCAGCAACAGCAGUUCCGAGAGGGGGGAGAAGAUCAGGAGAAGGUCGGAGAGGAAGGCCGAAUGUGCUCGAAACAGCAGCCCGCGGGCAGAGCCCGAUGGCGAAGGUUUCCUCAGGGGGAACAGGUGCUCGAUUACGACGGGGCGAAGAGGGCUGGAGGAGAGAAAUCCGUGGUACCGCCAUCCUCUGCAAUAAGAAAGGCAGCGCUUCUCGGGGAUUUGCAGCAAUCUGAUGCGCCCCUGAGACGGGAUGCGGUUUUGCCGAUUUCGGUGGCCGGCUCUCCAGCCGUCGUCAGCGGGCGGCCACAGUCAACGGGGUCAGACGUGGAGCCUUCCGGAGGAGAGGUGGUGAUCGGCCAGUCGGUCAACGGCAACAAGCAUGAGCAGAAACAACUGGACAAGGACGAACCGAAGGCGGAGCAUCAAGUGAAAUCGAUUGCGGAGAAGGAGCAGAAGGGGAAUUUGGGAGCAGAGAAAAACGUACACACGGACAGCAGCAGCAAAGUGAACGAGGAGGAGCAAGAAGUUAAACCUUUUGUGCACCGGCUACCGCCCAGCAGCAACGGGCGUUCAUCAGUGGAAAUGGCAGCGACCGUCCCGGCAGUGAAUGCCAUCAUCGUUAAGCAGGAGCCUAUUGAGAUUCCAGAGCCGACAACGACCAUGACAACGAUGACGCCCACCACAACGGCCACAACCAGUGUUUGUUCGCCUGUAAAGCAGUCUGUCAAAGUCGAAGUUGUGGAAGCAGAACAGCACCUGUCUUCAUUCCGUCCUCAGGAGCGGGUAGAUUUACAGCCGGCAGAAAUUUUGGGCAAAUGGGUAUCUUCAAAUGGCACGGUGUUGUCUUCCUCGGAGCGGUCGAUUGAAGGAGUAGGGGAGGGAGGGGUGGGUGUUUCAACGCCGGUCCUUCAACGAGCAGCUAGUGAAGGAGUGCAGCUAAGCCCUCCUCCUCCUCCUCCUCCUCCUCCUCCUCCUGGGGAGAAGGCCGUUCAUGGCCGGCACAUACUGGCUGAUGAAUCACCCUCCCGAGUUCGAUGCCCAAUCCAAGUGGUACGGACUCAAUUACAAAGUGGAGGUGGCAGUGGGGGCGGAAGUGGCGGCGCCGUUCUACACGAUGUGGCACCAUCAUCCGGCCUGUCAAAGCAGGUAUGUAGUUUUCCCGAAGAGCCUGAAGAUCGAAAGCCGGUUCUGCAUGCCACGAGGUUGGGAAAGGAGGUGGGGGCGUCACUAGAUCAAUAUGCUGAGCGCCACCAUCAAGUCAUUGCCGGGCAAAGAAGGCCAUCCCGGAGGGAUACUACUAAUAUUGCACCUGCGACCAGCGCCACUGGUGGCAGUAAAGUGCCAGUGCCCUGGCGUCAGCAGGAGCCUUUAGAGCCGGGCUUGGCAUCAAAAGACCACCUUGAAGACAAGAAGGUGGUUGUGUUGGGCCUGAAACUGGAUAUGGACACGGAAUUAGCAUUCUCUGGUGGUCGCAAGAGCUCUCCAAGUAAGGCACAGGCAAUUGUAACAUCAUGGCCAGGACCAUCCAUGCGCGGUGAGACCAGCCUAUUGCCACCUGCAAGAAAGAUGGCAGCAGCGGUGGCAGCUAAGAGCCAAAAAGAUGUGGCGAUGAAGAUGAUGCUGAAAUCCACGGAUGUUGAACAAUCACGUGAAGCAAGCGUGCAAUCGUCCCCAUUGGAUGUAGCUCUUGGCAGCAGUGGCACAGACUCUGAAAAGCAGAUGUCGGCAUCAAUGGUACAUUUGGCAAGACAGCGACAAGCGGCUGUCGUUAUCCCGAACUCAAUGAUGGCCCCACUCCAAAGAAGGUCAGGAAUGUCAUGGACUCAACAGCCAUCCCAGAAGAUUAAUCCUUCUGCUCCUGCCGAUGCAUUGCAAAAGAGACAGGUAGCUGCUUCACCUGAAUUGGCAUCGCAGGGGGCUGCCGGAGUGAUGAUGUUGAAUCACCAGGCUCAAGCUAUGGUCGAAGCAAUGGCAAGAGAGAAAGAACUGUCAGGGACUGGUACAAAAACCCGGGACGCUGGCCAGAAGUGUCAUCAGCACAGACUGCUGCCAUCUGUGGUCACAUGUCAGGCGGGGACACCUCCUCCUCCACCUCCUCCUCCACCUCCUCCAUCACCGACUCCUCCCCCCCCAUUUCCUCCUACGCAGCGUCAACAGGAAAAACUGCCUGCUGCACUGAUUUCAUCCAUUGCCACAGAGAAAACUGCGAUGCCCGAGUCGAUUGAGGUUGCCUCUUCUGCCAGUCAUUGGCCUGGUAAGGCGAAUGAACCAACUGGGAUCAUCUGUGGGUUGUCAGCUUCCACCAACAGCAAUCCGGUUAUGGGAGCAACAUUGCAAAGAGCUAGCCCUCGUGCUAACCACCAUCAGCAGCCGCCCUUCUCUCCCCAAAGGUUGGCAAAAGGAGCUAUAGCUAGGGUUUUGCAAUCUGCUCACACCCAGGUCGAUGCCUUGACAUUUGCCAGCAGUGUUGAUAACGGCCUAUUAAGCAACAGCAGCAGCCGACCAAUGGCUACUGGCAUUACGGCUGCUCCAGAAGUGACUUCGGCACGCCACAUGUCUUCUCCCCAGAUAUCUGCCAGUCGGCGGGAUCAAUCAGAAAGAGGGACAACAACGGCACACAAAAUUGGGGCUAUUGGUGGCACUAUUGGAGUUCGCACUGCCCCUGCUCUUGGUGCUGUUCCUAUACCUGGCCCUGGUGUCAGUCAUUGCCCCACGAGUGAGGUUGCCAUGGGUGUGCCUGCCAAAUCUGUGUGGGCCGGCGAAGGAGCACCCUUGAUGGUAAGCAGUGGCAGCAAUCCGACAAUCCCCAGGGAGCGGCAGAUUUUGGACCUGAUAAAUGCAGCGGCAGUGGAGAGGAUAGGAGCUAGGCAACGCCAUUAUCAGCAGCAACAGCAGCAACAGCAGCAACAGCAGCAACAGCAGCAACAGCAACAACAGCAGCGACAACAGCGACAGCAACAACAGCAGCAGCAACAGCAGCGGCUGUUGCCGAUUUCACAACUCCAGUCGCAUACUCAGCAGCAGGAAGCAUUUGCCCAGGGUGUUCUUAUCAGCAACAGUGCUGAUCGUCCGAUUUUGCAGCCUUCUGUUGUACAGAUGGUGCCGGGAGAGGACCAUCAAAUAGUGAGUAGAACGAAUGCUGGCACGGCAUCGGGAAUGUUUGUUGUUGCGGGCAUUCCGAAUGGGAAUUGUCUUCCUCCACCAGGCACAUCAGGAGCAGCAGCUGCUACGACUGCAGUGGGCAUGGUAAUGGGCCUGUCAGUUUGUGGAGUCGGGCAACAACAGCAGAGGCAGAGCCAGCAGCAGAUGACAGAGGGGCAUCAGAUGGCUAUCCACAACAUGCAGGGAGGUGUACCUCGGUGGACUACAUCAACGCAGAGAGUGCAGGCCUCUUUCCAAGAGAUAGCUGUGCUGCAAGUCCAGAGAGGCAUAUCGGCAGAAGCAGCAGCUGCAGCAGUCUGUUUCCGAGAGCAAGAGCGCGUGCAUGCCAGCCUGUCCACAAUACCCCAAACGCAAAUCCUCCUUGCGUCCUCUUUAUGUGCCACCUCUUCGCAAAUGACCGCCAUCACCCCAGCAAAUGCAACGACAGCAACUUUCACGCAACUCCAAAUGGAAACAGCGACCGCUGUCAACCAGAGCGCCACCACACUAGGCGGCACUAGUAAUGGCGUAUCCUCAGCUGUGGAGCAGUUGAUGGCGCGAACUGUCGGGCAUGGGGAGAUGAUGAGGCAGAGGAUGCAGCAGCUGCAGCAGCUGCAACAGAUGCAGCAGCAGCUGCAGCAGCAGCAGCAGAUGCAGCAACAGAUGCAGCAGUUGCACCAGCAGCAGCACCAACAACAGCAGUUGCAGCAACGGCAGGCCGCUCAGGCACGACCACGCAACCGGGCCGUAUGCGUAACUAACCAUCAAACCCCUGGCGUUCCCUCCACUGCCACAGCCAGCUUGCCGUCUAGUGUAACAAGAGUAGGCGGGACUGGUAGCAAGAGCUUCCGACCGUCGAUGGCAGCAUCAUCAGCGGCAGCUAGGAACUACGGCCAUAUUGAAAUGCACCAACAACAGCAGCAGAUGGCAUUGAUGAGUGCUAGUAAUAGCCAGUUGAUACCGGGAUCAAGCAUUCCUGCAGCUGAAGCUGCACCUGUUUUUGUUACUUGCACAGGGGGAGCUGGGGCUGUGAUGAGAGCGGCAACAACACGAGCUUUGCCAUCGAGACCAACAGACACACCUACGGUUGCAGGAGAGUUGCACACAGCCCGAGAGAUCCAGACUGCACCGAAUCUGGCUUGUGCUGACUGCGGCAGCAUUCUCGAUCAACAAAAUAUCAUCACCCCUGCCGCAGCAAGAAUGUCGACUGGUUACUCUUCUGAUAUGCUGCAGAUUGCAGCAGCUGCGUCAUUGUCAUCUCCGUCUCUAUCGCCGUCGCUGUCAUUGUCACUACCUUCAUCGUUGUUAGCACAAUCCCCGCCACCACCUCCUCCAUCACCUUCCCCACCUCUGGCUGUGGCAUCACAUGCACAGUUAAGUCCUGUGAAGCCCGUUCAAUCCCAGCCAAGAGCAGUCAUGCUUCCGUGUCAGAUGCUAUCCCGGAAGGGCUUUGAGAACGGUGCAGGGGUCAGGGGUGUUUUUAACGCCAGGCGGGCCGAGAAGCUUGAUCGUCUGAAAGUGUUCUCCAAAAUGCACGGGCUCCAUGCUCGCGCUUCUUCACAGGCUGGAAUAGGAAUGCUUACAGCUAUGGAUGGGUGCAGCGAAGAAGAUGACGAUGAUCCAGACUGCCAAAUUGUCGGGAUUUUGCUGCAGACCACCGGCUAUGAACAUCGCCUUGGUGCCUUGGCAGUUCCUGUGCACAUGCCGCGCGCCAGAAGAUCAGCACCACCCUCUGUGCUGAGAUUGCCAUCUGUUGCCAUGUCAAAGACAUCGGCGUCUGUGGCCACUCCUCUGUCUGAUUCGACAGUGCAAGGCGUGAGGAAUGCAGCAUGCCCACUUUCCGACGGCAGCGAUGUUAGGUUGGAGGAGAAUGCGGGGACAAGGGUGAAGGGCAUCACUGAUGGAGUUGCCCUAGGAAAGCGAGGCCGGAUAUUAUCAUCCGCAGUCUCAAAUUCUACCAUCGGUGCGAGCUCACUGGGAGAGGGAACAGGUGUGCAAAAGAGUGGAGAUUGUGAUGAGAUUGCACAUGUUCCCUCAGAAAGUGAGGAAAGCAUUCCUCAUCCGCCAUCACCAGCAGGAGGAGGAGAAGGGGGAGGAAGAGAAGAGAUAGAUGGACGAGGAGGAGAUGGUUUGAGAGUAGAAAGAGGAACAGCCGUAGUAGGAGGGAAAGGUGAAGAUGCUUCAGAUCCAGAUUCUGCGGCGACAAAAUCACUGUUCUCGAGAGACAUUGCCGGAGGACAUACCACCAUGGACCCGUGUGCUGACGUGGAAGCUACAGAGCCUGUAGAUAGGGAGCACGUCAUGGAGGUUCGACGCGAUGAGACCACUACCCUCAUGGAAGCAGAGCUUCCAUACUUAAAAGCCACUGCUGAGGGAGUGAUUGUUUCGAGGUUGCAGUCGGAGACAGCAGUUUUGCAUGCCCUGCCAUCUGAGAAGCAGGCGGGCUUAGCGCCUCCAUGUUUCAUUGCUGAUAGGGCGUUGCCACUUGUGCAGAGGCAAACGGUCACAGACUCUUCUUCAAGGGGGUCGGAGGCCAGUGUGCCACAAUGUGGUGUGGACGGGGAAGCAGUUUCACUACCCACCUCUGAUGAUGUGGAAGGUGUUGAUGCUGCUGCUGCUGCUUUUGAGGCACAGGCUGCUUCUGAGGCCCUCUCUAUUGGUGAGUUCAAGGAGAUAAUGGACUAUGAAGAUGAGCCUGACACCGCUGGGAACUUGCAGCUCAAUUGCGACGGAAGAAGUCUUGUCAUCCCGGAAGCAUUGCUGACUGAUACUAAAGACUCGAGGACAGGGAGAGGGCUCGACGAGGAGAUGGGAAGACUAGCAGACCGGGAGAAGGAUAGGAAGCCAGUAAGUAGUGACCUGCACUUAUCUGUGGGCAUGGGAAGCCCGGCUGGGGCUCAGGCGGGUAGCACACCUCCCAAUGCUUUAGGAUUGGAAUUGGAUCUCGAAUUAGAGCUGGGACUAGGGUUAGGGUUGGGGUUUGGGUCAGGAUUGGACAAUGACCAGUGCUCCCCCCACAAAGGUCAAGACAUGGGGGCUACAUUUUUUUGCAAUGGGGAGGGCGAGCAAAGCGAGAGGCUUAGUCCGGAUAAAGCAGCUGGCAAUAGGACAUGCGACAUGGCUGCAUGGGCGAUCGACGAGGUUGAAGCACGAGUGGAUGUGGAAAAUCGACAUGAAAGGGACAAUGAUACAGACAUCACGAUGGGCAGCAGCCAUAAUUCUCCAGUUCUCCCUCCUAUUACAGUGGAAUCGCAUUCUUCUGCAUCCAAAGAUGCGGAGGCUCGUCAUACAGAGGGGUUAAAAGACAGUGACAGAUGCAGUGAUGAAAAUGAGAAAUCAAACAAUGGCGUGACGAAUGUCGCAAUCAACCAUGACAACAAGCGAGCUACGUCAAAUGCACAUGGUGACAACAAGCUGGAUGAUGAUGUGUCUGAACCUGAAGGUGGCAAGCCUGCCCAUGAGAUUUCUGAGACAAAUGAGCCUUAUGCAAAUGGUGUAGUGCAGAGGGGUGAUGGGACUGGCGUUAUUCAUGCGAGCGAAAGCAACGGAGGAGCAGCAGAAGGCUGCACAAUGACCAAUGGAUUUCUCGCAGAUGCACAGAAGGGUCGCAAGGAGGUGCGCCCUUCCCUUAGCGAAGGACAUGAUCGCCUGCUUGUGAUGGUUGUCUCUUCACAACCAGACGAUGAAGCCAGGAGGGAAGCGAAAGGACCUGCUGACGGCGAAUGUAUCCAAUCUGAUGAAGUCCACAAUUCCCCACACAGUAGAGUGAUUCAUAAGUUAGACAGUAUCAAGUUGGCGAUCGGUAUGCCAAAUGGUUGUAAUCCACCAGAGCAGAAGCAACUGGGGCGUUGUGAGGAUGACGUGCGACAUUCUGAUGGACAUAUGACAGAACCAUUGACCAAAUCUAGUGGAGAGGACAGAUGCACUGCUAGUGAGGUGGCAGUGGAUCAGCAUGUAGGGACACCUGGCUGGACAGGAAGGAGCACCUCGUUUGAUGGCAGUGGCGAUGGCGAGCCUGCACAAGCAGCAGAGAUUGCGUCAAAGAUGAGGAUGAUGAAGGUGGACUCGUGCUGUGCAGCAGCGCACAUUGAUGACCAACAGAAGGAUCCACUCAUUAUGGAUGGUGUCACUAUUGAGGUUCUUGAAGAUGGCAACAGAACAAGUACAGGAGAGGCAUUGCAAUCGCCAGUCACGAGCCAAACAUGCGCCAACAUAGCCACUUCUAUUGACGGGAAGGAAACGGAGGAAGAGAAGGCAAAGGAGGAAACAAUGGAAGAGGAGGAGAAGAUGAGUGGGGAGGGGGAAAAGGUGGAGGUGAAAGAGAAGGCCAGUGAGGACGCUGAAGAGAAGACGGUGGACAAAGACAAGGAGGAUGUGAAUAUGGAAGAGAGGAGGAGGAAAAUCGUCAGAAACAAGGGAGCAUUAUUAGAGAACUGCAGUGAAGGGGUAGCUCUGGAGCAAGACCAAGAACUGGACGAGAAAGGAGACACGAUAGAAACACAAGAUUUGCUGUUGUCUACAGGCAUAGAGUGCACCCAUGAGCAAAAACAGGUCAUGGAGAGCAUAGAAGCUACUGACAUGAGACAAGCAAUGGAUGAGGAUGGGGAUGGGGAUGGGGAUGGUCGGGGCCAAGAAAUGGGUAGCAUAUCGAAAUGGAAGAUGGAAAGUGGAGGGACAGAGGAUGUUGUUUGGGCAGGCAGCUGGGUCAGCAACCAGACGACCACAACUCGCGGUCGAGGUGGUUGGCUGCUAGAAGAGCUGGAGGAAGAGGAUGAUGACGUAAAUGCCCCUGGCAGUGUCUUAAGACGAUGGGCGGAUGGUUUGCUCGAUGAUAGGUUGCCAGAGAAGCCUUGUCGAGCCAUGUCUCUUACACCUGCCGAGGCAAUGGACAAGGAGGAAAUAGGUGUCCACUCUACCACAAUUGCCGAUACCACGAGCCUCGCUGCGGUUAGUGGUGAAGAAGUUGUUCAGAGGACCAUUGAGGUAGUGAGGGAAGCAGAUGCAGGGGCAAUGGAAUUGGAUACAAGGGUCGUUGAGGUAGCAAGCGAAGCCGAUGCAGGAACAACAGAAGUGGAUUCAAGGGGUGCAAAGGCCGGAGGAGUGAGGGGAAGUGUAGAAUGGGAAGAAGGGGCUGGCAAACAAGGAUCACCAUCCAAAGCAGCGGGAAGGGAAGAAGGAGAAGUUGAGGGAGGAAGCGUAGAGGGAAUUCAAACUAGCACAACAGGAGGUCCUCCUGCCCUCUGUCACAAAGAGUCAUUGGGAAGUCAAAUCAGUGGGAAGAACGACGAGGAGACAGUGACUCUACCCAAGAGUGUGCUAACAGUUGAUACCGUUCAUACUGCUACGGUUCAGGACAAGAGGGAGAAACCGGAUGCCGCGGAAGCAACUAGCAGUGGGAUGAAUCCCAAUGCGAGUGGGUGUACAGGAGAGUCUAUCGUUGUGGAGGGGAGAGGCGUUGAGAAGGAGAAUAGAGGAGAUGGAUCUAGACAAGAGCACGAAGAAGGAUUGAAGGAAGCCAUAGGAGUCGUGAGUUCUGGGGAGGGAAGACAGGAGACCCGCAGCCAAACGGGGAGCAGGGAGGGGCGUGAGAGGGAGACUACCUGUCUUUUCUUAAGAGCGAGUAAGGAAGAUCUCCGGGCCGUGACCACGUGCAAGAACGAUCCGCUGGAGGUUCUUUUCCAAGCCUACGUGGACACGUUCACCCGCGAUGGGAUCAGUCCCUUCGAUAACUGUCCAAUAGAGGGAGCAAUUCGAGUUGACGACUUGUUUUUCAUGCACAAAGGUAGGGUCCUAGAGCCGGACACGUCCGCUGCCAAGCUACAGCUAGAAAGUGGUGACAUAAUUGAGGUUUUUUUGAACUGAGAAUCUUGCACGAGGAGAUUCAUUGCCUACAUCUGAUGGAUGGAUUUCAAAUCUUAGAUUGCUAAUCCCAUUCUUCCCCCAGGAUUGUCAUUCUUUUUUUCCUUUGUUCUUUGUUGAGACUCUCGAGUCAGCCACCCUUUUCUCCCCCCGUCAUCUGCAUUCUUUGCUGGAGAGCUCGUUGUGUAGUCGACGUAGCAUGUGCACACCAUAGUUGACUUGCAGUGAGCUCACGAAACCUGUGCAUGCGAGUAAAGCUCGUCCGUGCCG
Chara braunii is the source of this 13726-nucleotide messenger RNA. The record is from the annotation of a GenBank genome assembly. Lineage: Eukaryota; Viridiplantae; Streptophyta; Charophyceae; Charales; Characeae.